CAGGAGCAUCCUACAACAUCUGGGACACAACCAGGGAGCAGAGUAUCAGACAGUACUGGUGACUCUAAGGCAGCAGGCAAACCUCCUCUGGAACUCUUCAUAGAAGCUUGCAAUGUCGACGGACGAAAGCAGCUGGGUUCCAGAGCGCGAAAGCACAGUGGGGACCAAAUUUCUGCAAAAGGCACGCAAGAGUCCUUUAGUGCCAAUUGGUAUGGUGGGGUUUACGGUUGUGGCAGCCUACGGCCUUUACCGACUGAAGGAAAGGGGGAGCAUGAAGAUGUCUGUCCACUUGAUUCACACUCGGGUAGCUGCCCAAGCCUGUGUGGUUGGAGCUGUAACUCUUGGUGCUAUCUAUAGCAUGUACAAAGACCACUUCCUGAAAGAGUCUUCGGGUGGGACCCAGAAAUAGGCUGGACAUGGAUGGCAAUGGUUUGUCCCUUCUCCCCGAGUGGAUUUGGAGAUCCCUGUGGCAAUCCCCGUAGGGUUGGGAGAUCAUCUGGUUUGCUCUUGCAGAAGAAACAUCCCCUGCAGCCUCAAAUGCUCACUUUAAUACAGCUUAUACAUUCCCUUGAAACAUCCCAUUCAAAUGUUCACAUAUAUAUAUAUUUUAAGUUACAUUACAAAGUACAGGGAGAAACUUAUAGAACCAGAGGGCUGGAAAAACCCUUACAGGAUCUGACCAACAUUUCCGCAAACCAAUGUUUUCCUCUCAUAUCCAAAGAAAGACGGUAUUAACUGCCUUCUUUAAUCACACGAAAAGUCCAUCUAAUGCAGAACCCUGCCUCUGUCAGUAGCUGGUACCCCUGCUGUUUGCAAAAAUCCAGAUCAUUUUACAAAAUAUUUUAAAUAAUAAAGCAAGACACAUAAGCCAAUUAACUGAAUUUGACCACGUAUUGAUUUGCCAAAUUCUGACUGCAGGACAUAUUCUCUACUUCUGUGAUUGAUUGAUUAAGUGCCAUCAAGUCAGUGUCGACUCUUAGUGACCAUAGAUUCUGUCCAGGAUGAUCAGUCUUCAACUUGUGCAAACCCAAUAAUACAUCUCUGCCAUGGCUUCCCUUGCGAAGUAUCUGCUCUAUAGGUUCUGCUUUAAUUGUCUUUGUACCAGAGCACUUUUUAAAAAGGCUAUAUUUUGCACAUGACUUAAGAGCAAUACAAAUAUCUAAUGUCACUAUUUUAAACAUGAUCUAAACUUGUGUAUAAAGGAAAGAUUGUGCUGUCAAGUUGGUGACAACUCCUGGUUACCAGAGCCGUGUGGUUUUCUUGGUAGAAUACAGGAGUGGUUUACCAUUGUCUUCCUCGCACACAGUAUGAUGAUGCCAUUGUCACUGAAAUGAGCAGCCACCUCCAGCACCUUCCUAUAUCGCUGCUGCCUGAUAUAGGCGACUACAGUUAUAUUUACUAGGCACAGUCUGGGAAGCACAUCGGCAGGGAUUUGAACUAAGAGCCUCUUGCUCCAUAGGCAAGCUGCUUCCCCGCUGUGCCACCACAGCUGAUAAACAUUUGUAUAUACACAGGGUCAAAUUAAGUAAAAAUUGACUUUGUAUUAGGCCACUGAUCUAAGCAGAGGUGAAACAUUUCUCACCCUUCCUUGUUUAUCUAUGCCAUAGGUUCUUAACUGAGCCUCCUUUGGAAGCAUACUUGAAAUAUAGCUGAAGCUUUUUUCUUUAUUUUUUGUUGCUGGGUUUUUCAUAUGUUUUCCUGACAAUGUAUUGUUACACUGUACCAAUAUGAAUGAAAAAAAAAUAAACAGUUUAAAUAAACAAAAUGAAAAAAUAAACAGUGUAAA
Molecule: messenger RNA, 1786 nt
Organism: Hemicordylus capensis (graceful crag lizard)
Lineage: Eukaryota; Metazoa; Chordata; Lepidosauria; Squamata; Cordylidae
Gene: HIGD1B
Product: HIG1 hypoxia inducible domain family member 1B
Exons: 4
Coding region: 113-409 (98 amino acids)
Biological process (GO): mitochondrial respirasome assembly
Cellular component (GO): mitochondrion
Source: RefSeq, a predicted model, not a curated record